Messenger RNA from Brassica rapa (field mustard), 3247 nucleotides. Its product is annotated as coatomer subunit beta'-1. The record is from RefSeq and is a predicted model, not a curated record. Gene Ontology annotation, biological process: intracellular protein transport; endoplasmic reticulum to Golgi vesicle-mediated transport; retrograde vesicle-mediated transport, Golgi to endoplasmic reticulum. NCBI's taxonomy places the organism in Eukaryota, Viridiplantae, Streptophyta, Magnoliopsida, Brassicales, Brassicaceae. Gene Ontology annotation, cellular component: COPI vesicle coat. Gene Ontology annotation, molecular function: protein binding; structural molecule activity.
UCAUGUCUGGGCUGGGUGAAAAUAACGCGUGCGUGAUUUGAAAAAACAAAACGACGUCGCAUGAGUUAGAGAGAGAGAUGUUCAGAUCCAAAUCGGAUCACCUCGCUGCCAACAACAACACGCGCACUGGAAUGUAGAAUCCUCUGCAUCCCCUUAUCGUCGUUGCAUUACUCUCCUUCUUCCCUGCCGAUCUCCGCUAGAGACAUUCGUUUCGACUUGCAAACAUGCCUCUGAGACUCGAGAUCAAGCGUAAGUUUCUUCAAAGAUCAGAAAGAGUCAAAUCUGUAGACCUCCAUCCUACCGAACCAUGGAUCCUGGCGAGUUUGUAUUCUGGAACAGUCUGCAUCUGGAAUUAUCAGACACAGACUAUGGUCAAGUCUUUCGAGGUGACUGAAUUGCCUGUUCGGUCUGCUAAGUUUGUUUCGCGCAAGCAGUGGGUUGUAGCUGGAGCUGAUGACAUGUUCAUUCGUGUCUACAACUACAACACGAUGGAUAAGAUCAAAGUCUUUGAGGCUCAUGCUGAUUACAUUAGGUGUGUUGCUGUUCAUCCCACCCUUCCCUAUGUCUUAUCGUCAUCAGAUGAUAUGCUCAUCAAGCUCUGGGACUGGGAGAAGGAUUGGGUUUGCACUCAGAUUUUCGAAGGACAUUCCCAUUAUGUUAUGCAAGUGACUUUCAAUCCCAAAGACACCAAUACUUUUGCUAGUGCAUCGCUUGACCGUUCCAUUAAUAUAUGGAAUCUUGGUUCUCCGGAUCCAAAUUUUACUUUGGAUGCACAUUUGAAAGGGGUCAAUUGUGUUGACUACUUUACUGGUGGGGACAAACCAUACCUUAUCACUGGGUCUGAUGACCAUACUGCUAAGGUGUGGGACUACCAAACAAAAACUUGCGUUCAAACACUUGACGGUCAUACACACAAUGUUUCUGCAGUGUGUUUCCAUCCAGAGCUCCCAAUAAUUAUUACGGGAUCCGAGGAUGGAACUGUUCGCAUAUGGCAUGCCACCACGUACAGGCUGGAGAAUACAUUGAACUAUGGCCUUGAGAGGGUUUGGGCUAUUGGACACAUGAAAGGUUCCCACCGGGUUGUAAUUGGUUAUGACGAAGGGUCCACAAUGGUGAAACUUGGCCGUGAAAUACCAGUGGCUAGUAUGGACAACAGUGGGAAAAUUAUUUGGGCUAAACACAAUGAGAUACAUACUGUGAACAUCAAGAGCGUUGGCACAGAUGAGGUUACUGAUGGUGAGAGACUGCCUUUGGCUGUUAAAGAGCUAGGAACUUGCGAUCUUUAUCCUCAAAGCCUGAAGCACAACCCUAAUGGUAGGUUUGUCGUUGUUUGUGGAGAUGGUGAGUACAUCAUUUACACUGCCUUGGCAUGGAGAAAUAGGUCGUUUGGCUCGGCCCUGGAAUUUGUUUGGUCAUCUGAGGGGGAACAUGCUGUCAGGGAAAGCUCGUCAAAGAUCAAGAUCUUCAGCAAGAACUUCCAGGAAAAGAAGACUGUAAGGCCUACGUUCUCAGCAGAGCGCAUUUUUGGCGGGACGUUAUUGGCUAUAUGCUCAAGUGAUUUUAUCUGCUUCUAUGAUUGGGCGGAAUGUAGAUUGAUUAGGCGAAUAGAUGUUACCGUGAAAAAUCUUUAUUGGGCUGACAGUGGCGAUCUAGUUGCAAUUACCAGUGAUUCAUCAUUCUACAUCCUUAAGCUCAAUCGCGACAUUGUUUCCUCUUAUAUGGAUGGCGGUAAAGAAAUUGAUGAGGAAGGCAUUGAGGAUGCAUUUGAGCUUCUUAAUGAAACCAAUGAACGUGUUCGGACUGGCUUAUGGGUUGGGGAUUGUUUUAUCUAUACCAACUCUUCUUGGAGGCUUAACUACUGUGUUGGUGGUGAGGUAACGACAAUGUAUCAUCUGGACCGACCUAUGUACUUGUUGGGUUAUCUCGCUAAUCAAAGUCGAGUUUAUCUAAUUGACAAAGAGUUCAACAUUAUUGGUUACACUUUACUUUUAACUUUGAUUGAGUACAAGACUCUUGUCAUGCGUGGAGAUUUGGAACAGGCUAAUCAAGUCUUACCUUCAAUUCCUAAGGAGCAUCAUAAUAGUGUGGCGCACUUUUUGGAAUCACGUGGAAUGACAGAAGAUGCUCUGGAAGUAGCUACUGACCCUGAUUACAGAUUUGAGUUGGCCAUACAGCUCGGUAGAUUGGAGGUCGCAAAGGACAUCGCUGUCGAAGCACAAAGUGAGUCAAAAUGGAAGCAACUUGGAGAAUUAGCGAUGUCCACUGGGAAGCUGGGUAUGGCUGAGGAAUGCAUGAGGCAUGCUGUGGAUCUGAGUGGUCUGUUACUACUUUAUUCUUCCUUGGGAGAUGCAGAAGGAUUGACGAAGCUGGCAGCAAUAGCCAAAGAGCAAGGAAAGAAUAAUGUCGCCUUUGUUUGCUUGUUCAUGUUGGGUCAAGUAGAAGACUGCCUGCAUCUUUUGGUGGAAAGUAAUCGGAUACCUGAAGCUGCUCUGAUAGCACGAUCGUACCUUCCGAGCAGGGUCUCCGAAAUAGUGGCACUGUGGAGAAAGGAUUUGACCAAGAUAAGCCCAAAGGCUGCUGAAUCUCUGGCUGAUCCUGAAGAGUAUCCCAAUCUGUUUGAAGACUGGCAAGUUGCCUUAUCCCUUGAAGAAAGGGCUGCAGAGACAAGGGGCGUCCAUCCUCCUGCUGGGGAUUAUGGCAGUCAUACACACAGAGACUACACAACUUUGGUGGAAGCUUUUAGAAUCAUGCAAAUUGAAGAAGAAGAGAGGCUUGAGCACGGGGAUGUUCUCGAGGAGGUUGGGGGAGAUGGAGAAGAGGAGAACCAGGAAGCUGAGGAAGAGAGUGGUGAUGGGAAGGAAGAGAAUGCGGAAGAAGAGGGUGUUGUGGUGGACGCUGACUCUACAGAUAGCGCUGUGCUAGUUAAUGGGAACGAGUCUGAAGAACAGUGGGUUUUAACACCACCGCAGGAGUAGGGUUCGUGAAGACGUAUAUUCUUGGCAGUGAAGAGGGAAAUGAGGAGCAGCAGAGAGAGAGGAGAGAAGAUAAGGGAGAGUUUCAUUGUCAUUGUCAGAAACUGAUCUCCGCUAUAAUUUAAAUAGAAAAAAAAAACAUUGGUAAUAUGGGUUUUAAGGCCAAAAACAAAAACAUCACCCUCUUAAUUUCCAAACAUUUGGUAAUAUGAGUAGAUAUCUCUCUUAAUCUCCAUAACCUCGUGUAUAAUAUUUUUUUCCAAACUGAAACAGUC